AUGUCACCAUUGCAUUUAGCCGUUCAUUUUAGGCUUGCAGAGAUUGUUAAGCUUCUGCUUGAAGAGCAGGAUAUUGAACUAAACGCUGUAAGCGGCGAUGGCAGCUCAAUAUUUCUAUCAGCAGUCAUCACCGGCGAUGAGUACUUGGUCAGGCUCCUUGGAGAGGUACCAGGUGUAGAAGUCAAUCACAAAGAUCACCAAGGCCGUUCGGCAUUAAUGUUGGCAUGCAGAGACGGUUAUAUGAAUAUUGCCAAGUACCUUCUU
Messenger RNA from Hyaloscypha bicolor E, 264 nucleotides. RefSeq names its product ankyrin. The record is from RefSeq and is a predicted model, not a curated record. NCBI's taxonomy places the organism in Eukaryota, Fungi, Ascomycota, Leotiomycetes, Helotiales, Hyaloscyphaceae. The transcript has a single exon. Gene Ontology annotation, molecular function: protein binding. The annotation marks the transcript as partial.